AUGGACGUAAAUUUCGUGAUCGAGAGUGGAGAAUCUUUCACACUGGAGUUAAAUCCCUUCAACACUAUCCUAGAAGUAAAAGAGAUAAUACAAAAGUAUCUCAACAUUUCCAUUUUCAACCAAAUUCUAAUCUUCAACAACGAAUUUCUCAACGACGCCGACAUCAUCUUAGCGACCGACAUCACUCACUUUUCAAUCAUUCAUCUCCGAACCAUUCCUGACACACGAACCAAGAAUCCAGAACCGCAAGAAUCAUCGGUAGAGGCACCAGCAACACAACCGCGAGAACCGCAAGAAUCAUCGGUAGAGGCACCGGCAACACAACCGCGAGAACCGCAAGAAUCACCGGUAGAGGCACCGGCAACACAACCGCGAGAAGCACCGGCAACACCGUUGUUAAAUUCAGAAUCACGAACAUUGAGUGUGACGAUGGUUCCUAGGACUAAUAGAGGGGAAGGUGAUUUUAUGGUUAGCGAAAUAGAACCAUUUACGAAAGUAAGUGAUUUAAAGAUGUUUCUGGAAAGUUACAAGAAGAAUGUUGUUCGGCAAGACGGUAAUUACUUUUUCGUUCAUAACCGUGAAGUUAUGUAUGAAGAUAGGUCGUUUCAGUGGCACGGGGUGAAAGAAGGAGACAAGAUUGAAAUCUAUGAUGGAGUUGUUGAUAACAAUUACUUAGGUGAUAUACCCAUUUAUUUUUAG
This is a messenger RNA of Lathyrus sativus (Indian pea), 699 nucleotides long. Lineage: Eukaryota; Viridiplantae; Streptophyta; Magnoliopsida; Fabales; Fabaceae. The record is from the annotation of a GenBank genome assembly.